Paralichthys olivaceus (Japanese flounder) is the source of this 2271-nucleotide messenger RNA. Lineage: Eukaryota; Metazoa; Chordata; Actinopteri; Pleuronectiformes; Paralichthyidae. The record is from RefSeq and is a predicted model, not a curated record.
AUGGGCUACCAGACAGAGUCCUGCCCUCUCCAGAAGUUUUCUGAUGACUCUGCAAUAGUUGGAUGUAUCAGCAAGCAGCUCAACAAAGAUAAAGGAGCUGGUUGUGGAUCUGAGGAGGGUCAGGACACCGACGACCCCUGUUUCCAUCCAGGGGCCAGCGUGGACAGUGUGGAGGAUUAUAAAUACCUGGGAAUGUUCAGAGACCGUAAACUCGACUGGGCUAAGACAACUGAUGCCCUUUAUAUCAAGGGGAGACUGAGGUCCUUCAACAUCUGCCGGCCUAUGCUGAGCAUGUUUUAUGAGACUGUGGUAGCCAGUCCUGUUUGCUGUUGCAUGCUGGGGCAGCAGACUGAGGGUUGCGGUCACCACCAGACUCAACAAACUGAUCCUAGGCCAGUGACGCUACGCAUCAAUGAGAAGUCUGUGUGGUGUUGUGGCUGUCUGCCCUGCACACCUCUGCGGAUCGCAGCCACAGCAGGACACGCUGUCUGCGUGGCCUAUCUGAUCGCCCAGGGAGCCGAGGUGGACCUAGUUGAUGUCAAAGGCCAAACGGCGCUCUACGUAGCCGUGGUUAACGGUCACCUGGAAUGCGCCCGGAUCCUCCUCGAGGCCGGAGCGGAUCCCAACGGAAGCCGGCACCACCGCAGCACCCCCCUGUACCACGCUGCGCGGGUGGGAAGGCUGGACAUUCUGCAGGAGCUCAUCCGGUUCAAUGCUGAUGUAGACAUGGACCACCAGCUGGGCCCUCGGCUCCUCUUAAGCGCCCGAACCCUCAACACUUUGGUGGUGUGUCCCCUCUACAUUAGCGCUGCCUACCACCACCUCCACUGUUUCCAGCUGCUGCUCCAGGCCGGCGCGCAGCCCGACUUCAACUACAACGGGCCUGUCUGCCACGAGGCUCUGACCCGCGGCCUGGCUUCCUGCCUGCUGGAUGCCGUGCUGCGUCACGGAUGUGAGGUGGCCUUCAUCCACCUGCUGCUGGACCACGGGGCCAACCCGGCUCUUGUGCCCUGGGAUGAGUCAGCACUGGAGGCUCCUAAUCGAAGAAAAGUGGAUCCUGAGGCCCUCAGGAUCUUCCUGGAGGCGAGGAGACGCCCUCGCAGGCUGACGCACUUGUGUCGGAUCAGGAUCCGUAAAGCGAUGGGCAAGAGUCGCCUCAUCCACAUACCUUCGUUACCUCUGCCAGAGCCAAUCAAGAAGUUCCUGCUUCACAGAAAUUGACACCACGCAGCUUCUCGUCUUCGACAUCCUACACAAACCUUCAGUCAAUCUCAAAUACAGGCCACACAGCUGCAAAACACCUAAUUAUUUUCUAAUAAUAAACUGCUCUUAAUAUAAUUUCUUCAACACUCCUGUUCCUGUUCCUGUAAUAAUUGAAUGAAAUGCUUCCUAACUUAUCGAAGAAGCCUCGCUGUGUCCUGUAUUGUGGAAAAUGUGUGUCUAUAUCCUAAAUGUUUACCAGGAAAUGUCAUGGUCAUACUAAAUAGUGUGUUUAAGCUCAUUUACCACACUGAGAAUGUCAUUUGUUUUGCUAUUGAAACAUGCCAUGUAAUAGAUAUCCACUUUAGAUGCAGAGUAACAUUGCUCCAGCUCCUUGGAUUGCUCACUUAUCUGUAGUAAACGUACAUUUUCAACCGUUUACCAACUCUCAGCCAGAGUUCAGCUCAUCAUUGUUCAAUUUAGCAGAUCAGUAGCCAGUGUUAUUAUUUAGCUUCUCGUUAUGCAUUAGCCACGUGGAUUAGCUUGACAACGUAAGGGCUGGAGCCUGCAAACUUCUAACUUCUAACAGUAUAAACUGUGUUUACAUUAGUGUGGGGUGGUGAACGAUAUUUUAUUUUUUUUGCUGAAUGCCUUAAGCUUAAAUUUUGGAAAAUUGACUUAUAGACUGAACAAACCAGAACUACCAAUGAUAAAGCAGAACAAUUACGUACAUUUAUGAAAGGAAAAACACAUGUAUUAAUCUUAAAUGAGCUGUUUAGGCUCCUGGAUCCUGACCAAAACUAAAUAAGCAAGUUUACAGUUACAAUCAGAAGCUUUCAAACAGUUUUGUUAAAGCCAGUGAAUCUUCCUCUGUUGACGCUCACAAUCUGUUGAAAAGUAAAAUGUAUUUAUGAAAGAAUAGAAUAAGUUUGUAUUUAUUGAAAAGAAAGCUGCCCUUUAUGUGAGACUGUUAUCUGUCUCAUAUGUUUACUGUUCAACAUGUUGAAAUGUCCAUGCAUUUUGCUUUGUAUAUCCCAUCUUUAUUUUCCAUAUGAAAUGUGAAUACUUCUA